Oncorhynchus keta (chum salmon) is the source of this 2088-nucleotide messenger RNA. Its product is annotated as coiled-coil domain-containing protein 174-like. Bases 121 to 1905 code for a protein of 594 amino acids. Gene Ontology annotation, cellular component: nucleus. The transcript has 11 exons. NCBI's taxonomy places the organism in Eukaryota, Metazoa, Chordata, Actinopteri, Salmoniformes, Salmonidae. The record is from RefSeq and is a predicted model, not a curated record.
UAGCUAGCUACAUCCCCCAGAAAUUAUCACGUCACCCAAACAACACGCCUUCUUCGAAGUUGUGGAUUGUUAUUUCACUAGCUACCUGAUUGUGAGCUAAUAUAUCGAAAUCUAACAACCAUGGAUAAAAAGAAAAAGCAAUAUGCCGUGACUGCUUCAUCUCUGGUUGAUCUCAAAGCUGAACUCUAUAGGAAACAAGAGCAAUUCAAACAUGAAAAAUUGGGUCAAGAUGCUGGAACUAGUACCAAACCCCCCAAAAGCAAGAAACCUAAUGUGUGGAGCAAACAGAAUGAGGGUGUUUCAGAGCGGGCACAGAAAGAUGUGGAACUGGUGGCAGAGGAAGAGAACAACCUUGACAGGGCAAAGCGCAAGCUAGAGGAGAAGGCAAAACUGUAUGAGCAGAUGACGAAAGGAGACUUUCUGGAUGAGGAGACAGAGGGACUUUUUCUGGUGGAUUUCACCCAGAAGAUUAUUGACAAGAAGAGAGAGAAUCAUGCCCAACGAGAGAUUGAGAGAGAGGAUAGAGAGAGCUCCUCCCCCAUCCCACCCCCUGAGAACCCAGGCGAGGAAUGGGUGGAUUAUGUUGAUGCUUUGGGACGAUCUCGGAGAUGCAUGAAGAAAGACCUACCAGGGUUCAAGAAAAUGGACAAAGACUUUCAGGGAAAAAGACUUGACCCGGCUGAGAAGGACCUGCUGUCAGAGGACAUGCGUAGAGAGCUGCAAAGGCAGGAGUGGGAGAGGGAGGAGGAGGAGGCCAUGAACAGACCUGUGGGUCCAAUCCACUAUGAGAACAUCAGGGAGCAAGAGGCCCGUGAGCUGGGUGUGGGCUACUUUGCAUUCUCUCAGGACCAGGAGCAGCGAAGGAAACAGAGAGAGACCCUGGACAUGCUCAGAGACCAGACAACAGACCAGCGCAGUAAGAGGGACCAGCUGAAGGAGAAGAGAAAGACUCUGCUGGAUGCUCGGCUGGCCAAGGUGAGGCAGAGAAAGAUGAAGAAGGCCAAGCUGGACGGAACUGAGGACGACCAGGGAGAUGAACACAACCAAGAAGGGAAGGAGGACCUGAUUGGGCCCAUACCCCCAACAGGUGGAGCACCUGAAGAGGCCCCUGCAUUGAAGAAGGUGGUGGUGGAGAUCCAGGAGAGGAGGGACACCAAGCCAGGAGUACCCCACGUCAGAGAGUGGGACAGGGGCAAAGUGGACUUUUUUGGCGAGUGGACGAGUCGGCGGCGGGAUGAGAGGGAGUCGGAAUUUGCCCCUCCCUCUGCGUACUUCAGCAAUAAUAAAAGACAGAGCUAUGGGAAAGAGGCCAAACGUGAGAAGGACAAACCCAAAAUGGCCUUCAAGUGGUCAGAGGGGCAGGGUGGAGGGCGCAAGGUGCCCCAGGCCAACCCCAAAAGUACUCCUGUAUCCCAGCCUCAGCCCAGAAGUACUCCUAUACCCCAGCCAAGUACCCCUGAACCCUCACAACCUCAACCCACACAAUCCCCUGCUCAGCCCCAAAACACUGUCCAUCUCCAAAAUACACCUGCACCUCCAGAACCUCAGUGCCCCCCUCAACCCCCACCUCAGUACCCCCCCUCCCAACAGCCCCAACCCCAAUAUACACCACCACCUCCACCACCACAAACACACCCUCAGUUUGAUUACCCAUUUCAGCCCCAAUUUGCACACCUACCCUUUCAUCCCCAGUAUCCCACUCCACCUCACCUCCAGUAUGGAGCCCCACCUCACUACCCCCUCAAUACACCCCACAGUAUCCCCCCCAGCCCCCCACUCAGUCCCAGGCCCCCACUCAGACCCAGCCCCCCCCUCAGACCCAGCCCCCCUCCCAGAGCCUGGAUGACAUGCUGUCCUUCUACAAGAAUUAUUCUUGAUCCUCACAGACAUGCCUCACACAGGUGACACACAACUGUCUACCCUAACACACAAACAACGUCAAUGUGUGUUAGACUAUAAUGACAUUACCAUGAUCUUUGACCUCUCAGAGGGCACCAAAGAAGGAACCAUUUGUGUAAUUUGACCUUGGAUCUGUAACCUGCUUUCUUUAUUUAUGAUCUGUUAUUAAAAGAUAGCAUUUUCAUUUGA